Molecule: messenger RNA, 1515 nt
Organism: Trichosporon asahii var. asahii CBS 2479
Lineage: Eukaryota; Fungi; Basidiomycota; Tremellomycetes; Trichosporonales; Trichosporonaceae
Exons: 3
Coding region: 1-1515 (504 amino acids)
Source: RefSeq, a predicted model, not a curated record
AUGCUCCUUCGUCUCCUCCCGGCGCCGACGCAGGCUCAGCCGGCGCCUCCCACCAUCCUCUUCACCCUUCCUCUCCCGGCCAGCCCCUACACCUCGCGCGGUGUCCCGUUGCCCCCAAACCUGCUUGCCCACCGCUCGCUCUGUGUCCAGGAGGACAUCGAGUGCACAAACGUCCUCCUCGGUGACAAGGCGUCCUGGAUCGGCGGCGUCGUUGACAGUGUGACCUUCUCUCUUCCCCAGGAGACGAUUGUCGUGCACUUCAUCGACGGCACCAGCAUCAACGUCAACCUCAGCAACGAGUGCAUCGCUCAGCUUGGACACGUCGUCAACGAGGUCCAACUCAGCUUUGCCGCAGUCAAUGCUUCCACCGCGCCUCCUCCCCUUGUUGCGUCGCCGGCCGACGUCUCGGGCCGCCGCUCCCCCAUGUCCAUCUUGUCGUCGCUCAUCACGCCGCUCAUCAGCGCCCCGCAGCCGCGCCCCGUUCUUCCCCCGCACGUAGCGGUCCACCAGCAGCCUGCUCGCGCGCACCGCCGCCAGGCACGCUCGCUCCUUGUCGACGCGUUCCGCCGCCAUGUUCUCCCCGUCCUCAAGGAGACGCUCCCCUCUGCCUAUCUGCUCUGGACGAUCCAGAGCGAGGCAAACCAGAAGGUUGCCGAGUUCAACAGGGGUCGUGACGAGAUCGUCGAGCUUGUCGAGGCCUCUGGUCUCCAGCUCGACCUGUCCGUUGAGCAGGUGUCGCUGCACGACCGCCGAGACUCGUCGUCGACCCUCGGUGGCGACUCGGAGUUCGCCGCGACUACCUCGAGCAGCGACUCGUCCAUGGCGCCCGGCUCCCCCCAACGCUUCCUCGCUUCCGUGCCUGCCGUUAGCGCGAUGCCCGUGGCCCAGCGAGUCAUUUACAGUGCUCAGCUCACGCGGGUGACUCACCUCGCUGCUCGCCUCGGCAGCAUCACCAAGCUCGCAACCCGCUACGAGCGCGAGGAGGGCAAGCGCCAGUGGUUCGAGCACAUGGAGCUGACACGGGACGCCGACAAGGCUCUUCGCCGGGCGUUCUCGAACGGCCUGCUCCGUCGCACGGACACCCUGAAUGCUACUCCGCUGCAGCGCUCGUCCCUGUCUCAGUCUGUUACUGCCGCCGAGCUCGACGGGACCGCCUCUCACCCAUCCUCUUCCCUCGAGUCGAUUAUGGAGAACGACCUGUCGGACAUGGAGAGCGAGCCGGAGCUGGACGAUCGCUCGUCAUCCGCAUCCCCCGAGCCUCUGCCUACUACGCCGACAAUGGAGCGCUCUCUCUCCUUCGCCUCGGACGAAGGCUACUGCCAGGAACCCCUUUCGCCGACUCCCGAGCGCAAGGCCCAGUUUGCCGAUGCCGCCGAAGUGUCCGAGCGCCUUUCCCCCGAGUGGCACCAGCACCAGGCGCCGCCGGACGUGCCACUCCCUCCGUGUCCCAAGUUUGGCGACACCUGGGAAGCGCCGAAGCACGACCUGUGGCCCGGGCUCAAAAUCACCUACUAA